AUGGUGGCGGAGGUUGGAGUGGCGAAUAGCAAAGAGGGUGCUGUUCUUGAGAGGUCUCACACCUUCGUGAUUGAGAUCGAUCGCCAGGGCGCCCCAGAGCAAGAGCGGCUGAGAUGGAGAUGGCGCGAUAGCCUCGGCGACAACACCGCUGGCGUCGCCCAGGACUUGCUUUCCUUCUUGCAAAAGCACUUCCGGGCACCCGCCGGGAGCACGCCGACGACAACAGCGCCGGCUGGUGAGAGAGCCAGUGGGGACCAGCAAGAUGUCGACUUGUACUCGGUGGAAGUACACGACCCUGCGAGAGGAGGGUGGACACCGCUGUCAGUUUCAACGUCAUCCGAGACCAUUCCCAGAAACUGCAGGGUUCGCGUAAACAUCUUCGCAAAGCCACAAGCGACAACAACUCGCUGCCGACAAACAACAACUGAAGACCCUUCUUCUUCCAGUGACGGGAACAGCUGCAAGAACCUAUCGGCUUCGCUCCCUUCCGGGCCAGCGAGAAGAAAUGCAACCUUUGAUGGCACCGCUGUACCAGGGGCGGCCACCACAGUUGACGGAACCCCGCUGCCGGAAGAUGAGUCAAGCCUCGACCCCGUUGCACCUGGGGAAAUGUUGGCACUUCCAUGGAGGCGAUUUGAUAAAGACUUGGGGGGCGAGGGUGAAGAGGGAUUGAAGAUCUGCGGGAACCGAGUGGCGAUCAGGGACGUAUCCAACUCGAGCGAGGGCACCGGGCUGUUCACUUGGGAUGGCGCGGUGCUGCUAGCCAAGUACCUCGAACACCGAGCGGUGGCCAUGCGUCGCGACUUCUGCGAACAACAGCCCUGCCAUUCGACCCAGCCGUCUUACCGUCAUCCUGAGGGUGCCGGACACGGAAGCAGCGUCACUGUCGCAGCCGGCGAUUCUGCCGACGUCAACAUCAACAACAAUAGCAGCAGCGGCUGCAGGAGCAGCAACGGCAACAUCAGCAGCAGCAGCUGCAGCAGCAGCAAGAGUGUGAGGGCGGCACCUAUUCGCGUCUUAGAGCUCGGCUGUGGCACCGGUCUUGCGGGCCUUGCCGCGGCGUUUGCGUUUGGGAGACGGCACAGCGGUACAAGCGGAGACGACAACAGCGAAGUCAACCACCCCCCCCCCCCUUCCCCUUGUCGCCGGCGGAACCCUUUGGAAGGGGAAAACGACGAGGGCGUUGCCCAAUGUGCGUCGCCCCCGGCACAAGUGGCUGUUGUCCUGACGGACCUCGAGUACGCCCUGACCAAUGCGCGUGCGAACACCUUCCUGAACUCGUCGUCGCUUGAGGCCGUCGGCGCGGAGGUCAGCUCGAUAGAACUCGACUGGUGUCGUCCGCUGCCAAGGGAGCUGAGCGACAAGGAGGCGUUCGACCUCAUCCUGGCGGCCGACGUGGUCUGGCUUGACGACCUCGUCACCCCUCUCGUUCGCACCCUCGAGCGCCUUACGGCGGGGUGGCCUGGGGGUGGCGUCGACGCAUGGUCGGCGCCGCUUCCACCGGCCCCGGCAAACGGAACCCAAGAAGAGCGGCGGAAUGAGACUGGUUUGGCGGCCAGUUUCGGGAGCGGUGCCUCUCCUCAGGAGUGCGAACUCGGCGGUUGUGCUGCGAGGUCGGGCGGGCGGCCAAGACCACCGGCCGGACGGCGAGUGUUGUUGGCGUACCAGUGGAGGAGCGAGAGGACGGGGAGGGCGCUGCUGGAGGAGCUAGGUGCAUGUUUCUGUGUCCGGGAGAUACCAGCGGAGGAGUGCCACCCGGAUUAUUUGCCAUCGAGCAACCUGUGUUUGCUGGAGGCCGUGAGGCGCCAAGAGUAGCGAUCGUAGCGCGCGUCGA
Messenger RNA from Ectocarpus siliculosus, 1834 nucleotides. Lineage: Eukaryota; Phaeophyceae; Ectocarpales; Ectocarpaceae. The record is from the annotation of a GenBank genome assembly.